AUGUCGUCCAACUCGCUCAAUGUCAUAGCCCUGAUAUCGGGCGGCAAGGAUUCGCUGUUCAGCAUCCUGCAUUGCCUUGAGAGCGGGCACCAGGUGGUGGCGCUCGCCAACCUCUACCCGGGCGCCACAUCCGUGAGCAAUGAACGAAGGAAUGCAUCCUCGGUCGAGAUUUCUCACGGAGAAGGCCAAUCUGAAGAAGGGGAAGAUCUAAACAGCUUCAUGUACCAGACGGUCGGACACUCCGUGAUACCACUGUACGAGAAGUGUCUCGGCAUUCCGCUCUACCGGCGAGAAAUCAUGGGCUCGGCAGUGCAAAUGGGUCGAUACUACGAUGCAAGCGAUCUCGGUUCAACGCUCGACGAGACCGAAGACUUGAUACCCUUGUUGAGGGAAGUCAUGCAGAUACACCCCGAAGCGAAUGCUCUCUGUUCGGGCGCCAUACUCUCGACCUACCAACGGACCAGAGUCGAGUCUGUCGCAGUCCGGCUUGGUCUAACACCGCUGGCAUACCUCUGGCAAUAUCCUGCGCUUCCUCCCCCAAUUGGACGAGGUGAGUCCCUGACUGGCCUGCUGGAUGACAUGAGAGCAGCUGGCUGCGACGCCAGAAUCAUCAAGAUUGCAAGCGGUGGCAUCAAAGAGAGUCUUUUGUGGGCCAAUGUAGCAGACCCAAGAACCCAGUUGAGGCUUGUGAACGGUCUCCGGCCUUUCUUCCCCGACCACGAGUUCUGGCUGCGCGGAGCGGUCUUGGGAGAAGGGGGAGAAUACGAGUCGCUGGCUGUCAAUGGGCCUAGAAGACUGUGGAGGAGAAGAAUCGUGGUCCCACCAGAACAGCAAUCUACAUUUACUGGGGAAGGCGGAGUGAGCUAUCUCCAACUGGGGAAGCCCAGAACAGAGGAGAACCAUGCAGAUGGCUCUGAAACACAGGAAGAGUCACUCAGAGUGCCACAGCUGUUUGACCCUCAAUUCCAAGCCGUCGUGGUGACUGUCAAACCCCAAGAGACGGCGAGCGUCAGCAGCGAUGCAGAGAAGCCCGAUGAAGCUGACACCCAAAGGUCGCGGCGAAUGUUGAUACCAUCCCUCCGACCUGUCAAGUGCCUGACCUCAGGCCAUGUAUCAAUUUGCAACAUUACUUCCGGCGGACCCAGCCAUGCUGAAAGUCCAAGCAGCGCUGCAAGUCAAAUGCAGCAUAUAUGUGAUGACCUGAAAUCUUUGCUCGGGUCGAUAUCAAGCUCUCUCGAUAUAGCGACAGGGCUCACACCGUCUAAUAUCGUCUCCACGACCUUGUUGCUGAAGGACAUGUCGAACUUUGGGGCGGUCAACCCGAUCUAUGCUUCGCUGUUCCGCUCAGGCGAGCCGAACCCUCCAGCACGUGUCACAAUUGCAUGUCCGCUUCCAGAGAACAUUGAAGUCAGUCUGAGUGUGCUAAUCGACGCCGGCCCUCGUGAUGCCCGACGAGGGCUGCACGUGCAGAGUCGGAGCUACUGGGCGCCAGCGAACAUUGGACCGUACAGUCAAGCCAUUUGUGUGCCAGUGGGCAAACAAGAGGAAACCCAAAUCAAUGUUCACGAUGCAGGGUUGGUAGAGAUGGUCCAUAUGGCCGGACAAAUCCCUCUGGUUCCGCACAGCAUGAAUUUUCUUUCGCAGGCAGGGUUUUUGGAGGAGACGGCGUUGGGUCUGCAGCAUUUGUGGCGGAUUGGCCAAGAGCGAGGUGUCGACAUGUGGCCUUGGGGGAUAGCCUUUUUGGAAAGCGGCUGCACAGAUGGCCCUGUUCGUCCCGAGCUUUCAUGCAGAGUAUGGCAACAAGCUCAUCUGACUGGGACGAGAUCGACAAAGGCCGGCAUGGGCGAAGAAGGCGACGAGGCGGACGAGGGGCCGGAUGCGUGGGACCUGCAGUAUAAUCGUGCUUCGACGUAUGAGGCGUCCAGUGGAGAGAUGACAGUAGGCCAACAUCUUCAUCUUCUUCCAGACGCAAAUAUCUUCCGACAGGAUGGGAGCUCAGCUACGUUCGUUCCUCCCUUCGUCGCUGCAGAGGUUGUUUCUCUGCCUCGAAGCGCGCCGGCCGAGUGGUGGAGCAUGGGAAUCGCAAAUUUGCCCAAGAGUCCAGCAUCCAAGCCUCGAGUGUCGGCAGUUCGGAAAGAUCGGGUUUGGGGAUCUAUGGCCAAGGUGACAAUUCAUCCUCCUUCAUACGGGAAAUCAGGCACAAUUGUUCACUUGAUCACGGCGCUGGUCCAUCAACGUGCUGACAUUGCUGGGGUCGAGAGCGAUAUCCUAAACCUGAUUCUGCCCGACAACGAGUCCGAAACUCUGUCAUUGGGCCCUGCAGAACUGGUCCACGGCACCGCUUUCAUCACGUUGCAGGCUCAACAGGAGUGGUCUCGGAUGAGUGGAGGGCAUCUCCUCAGGAACCUAGCAGUCAUACCGUGCAACUCGUUGUUUGGAAGCUCUGGGGUAGUUCCCAGUGCGGCUGCGGCGAACAACCUGGCCGUCUCGUCGCUGCCGGCCAUUGAGUUCGGCACAGACAUCCAAGCACCAGCGGCGUUCUACCCACCCUUGCCCCUUGGCCUCGCAGUGGUCAUGCGGAUCGACCAGAGUACGAUGUAG
Messenger RNA from Cladophialophora psammophila CBS 110553, 2601 nucleotides. RefSeq lists its product as uncharacterized. NCBI's taxonomy places the organism in Eukaryota, Fungi, Ascomycota, Eurotiomycetes, Chaetothyriales, Herpotrichiellaceae. Gene Ontology annotation, biological process: protein histidyl modification to diphthamide. Gene Ontology annotation, molecular function: diphthine-ammonia ligase activity. The record is from RefSeq and is a predicted model, not a curated record. The transcript has a single exon. Bases 1 to 2601 code for a protein of 866 amino acids.